AUGGCACUCACGUCGCCUCCCGUGCUCGACUUCUUCGACCCUCGCCGCCGCACAGUCCUUGAGACUGACGCCGCUCGCUCCGGCGGCCUGGGCUACUGCCUGCUGCAGCAAGACGCCGCAGGCCGGUGGCGACUGAUCCAGUGCGGCUCACGCUUCCUAUCGGACGCCGAGUCGCGGUACGCCGUGAUCGAGUUGGAGCUGCUGGCCCUGGCCUGGGCCUGCAAGAAAUGCAGCAUCUAUCUCGGCGGGAUGCAGCGGUUUGAAGUCCUGACCGAUCACCGGCCGCUCAUCCCGAUCCUCAACAGUAAGAGCCUUGCGGAGAUCGAAAAUCCGCGGCUCCAGCGGCUACGAGAACGGCUGGCGCCGUUCAACCUGCUCGCCAUCUGGCGGCAAGGCAAGCUGCACGCCAUCCCGGACGCGCUGUCGCGCGCGCCGGUGGAUGACCCGGCGCCUGAGGACGAGGAAGCCGAGAGGGACGCCAGCCAUCAGCUCGCCAGCGUGCUUUCACGGCUGGUCACCGACGGGGCGGACGACGGUCCCAGCCCGUUCAAAGACGCGGCGCUGACAGAGGUGCGCGCCGCCGCCGCCGCCCAUCCGGAGCUCAUCGCACUCACCGAUCUGAUCCUGAACGGGUUUCCAGAGCACCGGUCACAGCUGGACCCGCGCCUCCGACCGUACUGGGGAGUUCGGGACCGGCUGGCCGUGGACGACGGCCUGGUGGUGUGCGGCCAGCGGCUCGUGAUACCGCCCAGUCUGCGGCGCGCCACGCUCGAGCGCCUGCACGCCAGUCACCAGGGCGUCGAGCGCACCAAACGCCGCGCGCGGCAGGUAGUCUACUGGCCGUUCCUGGACAGUGACAUUGCGAACCAUGUCGGAGCGUGCCCGGCCUGCCAGCAGUACCUGCCCAGUCAUCAGAAGGAGCCGCUGAUGCCGGAAAAGACGCCAUCACGAGUGUUUGAGGCUGUCUCCGCUGACUACUUCGCCUGGGCCGGCCGCACGUUCCUGGUAUACGCGGACCGGCUGUCCGGGUGGCCGUUUGUGUCGCACGUGGCCGGCGAGGCGACUGCCAGAGACCUGGUCUGCAGCCUGCGCCAGAUAUUCGCGGCCACCGGCGUGCCCACCACCCUCCGGACAGACGGUGGACACCAGUUCACCGCCCGGCUCACCCGAGAGUUUCUGCGCCGCUGGGGAGUGGAGCACCAGAUCUCUACACCGCACUACCCUCAGUCUAAUGGGCACGCCGAGUCGGCGGUCAAGGCCGCCAAACGGCUCAUCCAGAAGGCGACCAGCAGCGGUGAGCUCGACACGGACGCCUACGCGCAGGGGCUGCUGGAGCUGCGCAACACGCCGCGCGCCGACGGCCGCUCUCCGGCUCAGGUCCUGUUCGGCCACCCGCUGAGAUCGGCAGUGCCGGCGCACCACCGGGCCUUCGCCGACUGCUGGCAGCGGGCGGCGGACGACUGUGACGCCAGGGCCGCCGCGCAGCAACAGGAAACAGCCGAGCGGUACGACACGACAGCCCGCCAGCACAGCGCGCUCACCAUGGGUCAGCGUGUGCUCGUCCAAGACCCGCGGUCGGGGCUGUGGGACCGCGUCGGCGUCAUCACGGCGGUCGGACAGCGGCGCGACUACCUGCCGGCACCACCGGUGCUGCGGAACAGCGCCGACGACCCCAGCUCAGUGCGCCGUGGGACGCGCCGCCGUCGCCGUCCGGCCCGACUGACCGUGCGCUGGGCGGACCAGACGUGCGACUGA
Molecule: messenger RNA, 1755 nt
Organism: Amphibalanus amphitrite
Lineage: Eukaryota; Metazoa; Arthropoda; Thecostraca; Balanomorpha; Balanidae
Exons: 2
Coding region: 1-1755 (584 amino acids)
Biological process (GO): DNA integration
Molecular function (GO): nucleic acid binding
Source: RefSeq, a predicted model, not a curated record